Molecule: messenger RNA, 3432 nt
Organism: Triplophysa rosa
Lineage: Eukaryota; Metazoa; Chordata; Actinopteri; Cypriniformes; Nemacheilidae
Product: ATP-sensitive inward rectifier potassium channel 10
Exons: 6
Coding region: 153-1382 (409 amino acids)
Biological process (GO): regulation of monoatomic ion transmembrane transport; potassium ion import across plasma membrane
Cellular component (GO): plasma membrane
Molecular function (GO): inward rectifier potassium channel activity
Source: RefSeq, a predicted model, not a curated record
AGAGCAAGUGGUUUGUUCUGAGCCCCACAGACAUUUCCGCUGAAUAAACUCGGUGCUUCGGUUGGGAUGGGAAUCAUGUAGCAGAGCUGAUCAAAACUACAAACAACAAUCCUUUCAUCAGAACCCUCAUCCGGCCGACGGGUCACAGCGAGAUGACAUCGGCCACACCCCAUUCCUCUCAUGGCCCCGCCCAUCAGAAAGUAUGCCACUCCCAGACGGAUGUCUUAAAGCCACUGCUGGCAGGGGCGGGACACACGAGUCAUCUGAAGCGCCAGAGGCGGGUGUUAUCCAAAGAUGGGCGGAGUAACGUCCGCAUCGAGCAUGCCAGUGGGCUUGGAGCUCUGUACCUGCGGGACCCCUGGACCACCGUUGUGGACAUGCAGUGGAGAUACAAACUGAUCCUGUUCAGCGCCACGUUCGUAGGGACGUGGUUCAUCUUCGGCCUGCUGUGGUACCUGCUGGCAUGGGUGCACGGAGACCUGCUGGAGUUUGACCCUCCAGCCAAUCACAGCGUGUGUGUGAUGCAGAUGCAGACGAUCACGGGUGCGUUCCUCUUCUCGCUGGAGACGCAGACCACCAUCGGUUACGGUUUCCGCUGCAUCACUGAAGAAUGUCCGUCUGCUAUAGUCCUGCUCAUCGUUCAGCUCCUCAUCACCACCGCCAUGGAGAUCUUCAUCACGGGAACCUUCCUCGCCAAGGUGGCUCGGCCUAAGAAGCGCGGCGAGACGAUCCGCUUCAGCCAGCACGCUGUGAUAACGCAUCACGACGGCCUGCCGUGUCUCUUGAUCAGAGUGGCAAACAUGCGCAAGAGUCUGCUGCUGGGCUGUCAGGUGACUGGAAAGCUUUUACAGCCGUGUGUUCCUAAGGAAGGAGAAACAGUGGGUUUGGAUCAGAAGAACGUGACUUUCAGUGUGGACACAGCGAGUGAAAGUCCGUUCCUCAUCGUUCCUCUCACAUUCUAUCACAUCAUAGAUGAUGAGAGUCCUCUGAGAGUGUGGGCAGCCAAAGAUGGAGGCUGGAUAGAUUCGGAUCGGGUCGACUUUGAGCUGCUGGUUAUGAUGAGUUCGACGAUAGAACCCACGUCAGCCACCUGUCAGGUGAGAACCUCAUACCUGCCCGACGAGAUCGUCUGGGGUUACGAGUUCCAGCCCAUCGUCUCUCUCUCUCCCACCGGAAAAUACGUGGCGGACCUCGCAUACUUCGACAAAGUGGUGAAAACCAAGAGCCCGCCUUCCUUCAGUCUGGCCCCGUCGAACAGACCUGAUGGUUACCACGGAGACGCCGAUGGAACCGACCCGGAGAAGAUAAGACUGGAGCAAAGAUACAAAGCUGAUGAGAAACAGACAGACCGAGAUCAUAGUGUGAGAGUCAGUAACGUCUAAAACGGAUAAUCCCGUCCCGUGCUUCUCAACCCAUCUCACUUCAGAACUCGGACAUUGAACACCGCAUCAGAGGAAAUUCAAGCGACCGAGUUCAAAAUAAAUAUACUUCGAAAUACAUCAAAUACAACAAAUAAGUCUACUAUAAUACGUAUAUCUAAAGUACAUUUGAUUAACUUAAAGGUCAAGUAUAUUUUAUUAGUAUACUUUAUACUUUAGAGGGACUUCUUUGAGACCAGACUGGCCCGCUUUUUAAAAAAGUGGGUAACGCUUUAGAUUACAGCCCGCAUAAUUAAACAGGAUUUACGGCGUAACUAAUUGUAACAAUAAUGUACCUACAUAUCUGUAAAUAAAGGGGAACAAUAUGCAAAAUUCAGGGAAUAAAGGGGUAAGAGAAAAAAAUAUUUAUGAGGGAACUGCAUGUGCCAUUUAAACAGCCAAACCAAACCGCUCUUGAACUACUUGAUUGUCGCCUCAAAAGAUCAACAUUGCACAUUUUACACAUUAAAGCUCAUAUAAAUAACUCAUAAUAACUCAUAUUUCAAAGAAAUCAUUCGUGACCAACAAUCCUGAAAUCAAUCCAAUUAAAAUGAAUCCUAAAGUCACACUGCUGGUCAAUGCACACCACGUUAUAUUAAAAUAGUGACCCCUUCGUUUUAAAAUACAGUAUAAAUAUUUUGUAGAAUAUCCUGACGACUUGUUUAUUCCCCAAACUCUGCAUAUUGUUCCCCUUCACCUACAGAUAUAUGUACUGUAGAGGUACAUUACUGUUACCAUUAGUUACGCUGUUUAAUUAUGCAGUACAUUAUGGGCCGUAAUCUGAAGUUGUUCCCAAAAGGGAUGUACUUUAUUUUACAGUCCGUGUGCCUACAGCGUACUUAUAGUGUACUUAAGAAAGCACUGGGUCAUUUGAAGUAACUACGUGGGAUAAGGUUAGGUUUGGGGGUAGGUUCAGGUUUAUAAUAUUAUAAUAUUUACUAUAAUAAGUACUCAGUAUGUACAUGGGAAACAGGACUGUAAAAUAAAGUGCUACCCCAAAAAGUGCACUGUUAAGUCUACUUCAGUUUAGUGUACUUAUGCUUUAGUUACCCAAAUGCACAGUUAACAGCAGAAUUAGGACAAAUGUAUUUGAAAUAAGUCAUAAUAAAAUCCAAAAUAAGUGAACUUUUAGAGAAUUUUUUCAAAAAUCAUGUGUUUUUAUUGUGCAUUCCAAUUAAUAUCAAUCAAACUGCAGUUGGUUGGUUUUGAUUUAAGCCAUAAAAAAACACAGCUAACUAACAAUAGAAACAUGAUAACAUAAUAAAAAACAUGGUUUUUGAAUUUUUUUUGAAAAACGGAGUUAUCUCUUUUGGGCACCAAACUCUUCAUUUAUUUAUAUACAGUAUAUAUAUAUAUAAGCGAGCACACUGUCAAUUGACAGAUGACAACUCUGUGCUAAAAUAGUGUGAUUUCUCCUAAGUUACAUGAGUAAGAGCACAUGUUGCGUGACGUGCUGAGAACCGCUGUGGUAAAGCACAAUGACAUCCACUGCAGUUGAAUGAUGUUUAUCUGACUGUUACUGUAAUGCUGAAUUAUCAGCUCUUUAGGACUCGAUGAUCUAAAAGCACUUUAGUUUUGUACAUUAUGCUCUGUGCCUGUGUAGUAUAUAUACACACACUGUGAAAAUCAUUAGAUAACAAAACAGCUGAAAUACAGAAAUAUAGCACAAUAUGGCAUCUUUUAGGGUCACUGUAUGUAUGGUUUAUGAAUGAAGUUAUUGAUGAUUAUUGUGUGUGUGAUAUCAAUGUGCCUCUAAACACCUUAUGACUGUAUGGCUGUGUUUUACGGAAUAUAUUUGAUAUGCAUUACUGAACCUUUAACAUGUAAUAAUAAUAUCUGACGGUGAAUCAUAACAAGGUGCUUGUACUUGAUGGUGUUUUUGCACAUCUACAAUCUCUCUGUCUGACAGGUCAAUGUGUGGAUAAUCAUGUACUGUUUGUGCGUCUACUCCAACAGAGUUUAUUACUGUAAUUAACAAUAAAUAUUUUAAAUAAAACACACACCAUCAUUCAAA